AUGGCCACCUCAGCACCAUCCCAAGAUGAUCCCUCACAGCCGCCCGCACCGCCAGCGGACAACGAGCCUGUUUACGGCGGCUUCACGCGCUUCGAAAUUGAGCUCGAGUUUGUCCAAGCCCUCGCGAAUCCGUUCUAUCUAAACCAUCUUGCGACGCAAAAGCUCCUCAACCGUCCCGAAUUCGUCGCCUACCUGGCCUACCUGCAGUACUGGACCCGCCCGCCCUACCUCAAGUACCUAAUGUACCCCGGCCCGACGCUCAAGCACCUGGAGUUGCUGCAGCAGGAGCAGUUCAGACAGGACAUCAUCAGUCCCGACCUUGUGCAAAGACUGGUUGACGAUGGGAUGAGGGCAGCGGUGGAGUGGCACCGGAACGAUGUAUGA
Messenger RNA from Colletotrichum truncatum, 384 nucleotides. Its product is annotated as mediator of rna polymerase ii transcription subunit 31. Gene Ontology annotation, molecular function: transcription coregulator activity. Gene Ontology annotation, cellular component: core mediator complex; mediator complex. Gene Ontology annotation, biological process: regulation of transcription by RNA polymerase II. Lineage: Eukaryota; Fungi; Ascomycota; Sordariomycetes; Glomerellales; Glomerellaceae. The record is from RefSeq and is a predicted model, not a curated record.